GGCGAAGGGGCGAGCAUGGCCGCCGGCUGAGAGGGCCGGGGAAAGUCCCGCCGAGAGGCAGCGCGGAGGCCGGCCGCAGCAGAUAUGAAGCCCUGUGCCCUGUGAUACUUGUUGUGUUGCUUCUUACCGUUGGAGGAUGGCUGCUUUACUCUGUGAGAAUUGCUCUAGUCGGUUCCACCAGCCCCAGCUCAACCAGCCCCUGGAGAUCAGCUGCAUGCUGCUUCUGGUCAUGUUUGGAAAAGUGUGUCUGGAUUUCUUCAUGCUGCAAAUUAAGCACAAGAAAGUGAAAGUUAGUUUUAUGGGAUAUUUUUGUGUCUCUCUGGCACUUCUUGAUUUCAUACUGCUGCUGAAUAUAGCUGUCAUCCUCUAUUUGGAGGACUUUGCACUCUGGGGUGUCAGAUUUACUAAGUACCACAUCUGCCUGUUUACUCAGAUCAUUUCUCUUACUUACGGUACUUUGCAUUACCCAGUGUAUCUCGUGGCAGGUCUGGAUUAUUACAUGACUAUAGCCCAAACCUCUCAAUUCCCCCGAAGAAGUCGAAGAUUAUUUUACAUUUUUGUUGUGGUUUUUAUAUGGAUCUCAGGUUUUUUUUGUAUUCUGAAAGUUCCUGCCAUCUAUGAAGAACUAGAAAUUCGGAACCAUUUCUCUCCUUAUCAGUGUCCCCUCUAUGUCAGUGUGCAGAGCUACUCGGUCUCAGUUGCCAUGCUGGUUCUCAUAGGCAUGGCUCUCAUGGUUUGCUGGAAGGAAAUGAUCACUAUGCUGCUGUCUAUGAGGGUAGCCUCCUUUGCCAGCCAGCCUGUCCUGAUGUUCUCCUAUGUGUCCAGCAACAACAGCACUUGUUUCAAGCGGCAGCUUCUGACCAGACUCCUCAUCUGUUUUCUUGGCACUUGGGCACCUUUUGUUCUUCUCCAGUUUAUCAUCUUGUUUCUUGGUGCUUGGAUUCCAGCCUACAUGGAGAUGAACGUCCCUUGGCUGUACUUCAUCAACAGCUUUCUUAUUGCAGUAGCAUACUGGUGUCGAUGUCAUGACAUUGAAUUGACAGAGGAGAUGUGGUCUACAGAUCCAUUUGUCAGCUGGAAAUUCUGCUUUAUGCCAUUUAACAGUGAAAACAUAGAGCCAGCUGAAAAGUCAGGCACAGUAAUUGUCAUCUGUUAACGAGCUGCUGACUGAGAAAACUGCUAGGGCUGUGUGUGCUUGGAUGUUCUGUGACCACGUCCUUACAGAUAAUACAAGGAAGCAUCUCCAGAUCUACAAUCCACAGGAAGAAAAAUCCAACAUUCAUGAGUACAGAAAGGAAUAGUGCACCAGAAUGUGGGACACUGCAUACUUCUGCACUGGGCUUUAUUUCCAUUUCAGAGUAUUUAAGAGAAGACCACUGUUUACAUAAAAUAAGUUCUUGGUUAAAGCUGGUGUUUAUUACUACAAUUUUACAGUUGUUUUAAAUUGAAUGAUCUCAGGUUUUAUAGUAUAAAAUUCAUCAGCCUUUAAUAGGCUGAAGCCUUUUAUUAUCAGUUACAUUGAGGUGACCUACUGUCAAGUUCAAACUGCUGUGGUUGUUUGUUUUUGUUUUAAGUGUAUUUUCUUGUUAAACAUUUUGUUAGUUUAUGGGGGGGGUUGCAUGGUUAAUGAGGAAUACAUUGUUUUAGUUAAAGCUAUACCUCCUACAGAAAUAUAAACUUUGUUUACGGAAACUGUUGCAAGAUGUAUACUGUCACAACUACAAGAAAGGCAGUGUUUCAUUAUUUCCUUGUUUGUGUUCCUCUAAGAUAUGUAUGUGCACAUUAAAAACUAAUUAAUUACAGUCACAGCAAUAAGAGCUUUAAUGCAAAAGAAAUACAAACAUGCUUAAUAUGAACAGUUGGACUAGACCCCCAAUGCUAAGCAGAUGUGUCUACUCUUACAAGGUUACGUGAGUACAUGCCAAAGGGUAAAGGAUGGGUUGGACUAGAAUAGAAUCUAUGUUGGAGCCAAAAUCACACUGACAUUAAAGUAGUUAAAUUUGCUAAAGUGUGCCCUACUGCAGUAAGGGAAAACCUGUUCAGACUUCCAAAGUAUUUCAUUAGUUUUCAAGUUCUUACAGCUUGAGAAAGCUCUUAAAUUUACAGGGGGAUAGAUAAAUAAGUGAUCCACAAACCAAGCAGACAAAUGGAAGUAGUAUUUAUUUCUGAAGCAUUGAACUCACAGUACAAUAUUGUAUUGAAGUAGAAACUAUAUAAGUAAAUUAUGUUGUAGGUUGGUUAAUCAUUCACUCAGACCCACAGGGAACAAUGGUAUCACAUAAGAAUACGAAAGAAAAAUCUGCAGAUAACCAAAGGUGCAAUUACAAGCAAAUUUAAGCAGCAUAGUAUAAGGUGCUUUGUUUCAGCAUUUGUAUAAUCAGUUUAAACAUUAACAGACAGAUUAAAGAAAUCUCACUUCUAUCGAUGAUAACAAAUGGGAGAAUCUAAAAUUCAUUCACGUGCUAACUGGUAAUAGGAAAGUGCUUUAAAAAUGAUUCACAAGGUGAAGAUCAUCUGUUUUACAUAGUUCACUGUGCUCUUCAACUGUAGAAUUUAAUUUUGGGGCUACCAGUUACAUUAUUAUGUAUUAAUUAUAGACAAGAUUUAAUUGCAGGAUUUAGUGAUACACCAGCAAUACAUGUGCUAGAAUUUAUUAUAAAAUAAUAUUCUAGUAUUUCGCUCCAUGAUAGGAAUUCACAAUCAAAUAUCAUCUAUUAAAGCUUAUAUUUCUGCAAUGUAUCGAAGUCCAAUUAUCAUUUUACUGCUUUACCCCACACAGCGCUUCUUGCACCAUUCACUAGGGGUCAGCUUCUUUGAGGUUUCAAUGACAUAACCAAAAGGACAGCAUUUUUAAAGCAGCAGAAAAUGGUUUCUGGAAAAUCCGAUAAAAAGGCCAUAAAAAAAACCCCCAAAACAGUAAAGGAUAAAAACCUAAGUUUUAAAACUAGUGUAAUAAGAGGCAGCAAUGUUUGCAGCAAACAAAGUUUGAGGAGUUUGGCAUUACAAAGUGUUUCAUCAUUUAUGCAGGAUGAUGUAUUUGGAGGAAAUCCUAUUUCCACGUUAGAAGGAGGGAAGCAUGUAAAAUAAAAGAGCCUUAAGGAAUCGCUCCCUGCCCCAGUUUCCAGUCACUUCCAGCUAGCAUUUGAUGUGCUAUAGGAUAAAGUAUGCCUAAACAUUUCUUUCAGGUUUUACAUAAACUGGACGCCCACUGAAAGGGACUUGACAAAAUACCAACAAAACCUAGCUCCAAAUGUAGUAAUGCACCAGGCAUUUCAGAAGGUCAUGAAGUAACUUAUUUGUACCGACUCAGCCAGCAAGGGAAAAUAUCUCAUUUUAAAUUCACUUAAAACCAGAUGAAGGCAAGAUUAUUUCAGUAACGUACAUUUCAGAUCCCUUUUGUGUGGUUAGCCUCACCCAUCUGAUUCACUAAUGCAGACAGAACUGGAAUGGCAAGAAGCUGGGUAAGGUUCAGACAUAGUUAUCAGAUUCUCAACUUGUAAUUAAAGUUUACAAAUCCUCAUCUAUUCUGAUGCUGCAGAAUGCCCUCAGUUGUUGCACUGCUUCUAAAGCCAUUUAAAGUUUUUAAGACUGUAUUUUUACAGGGAAACUACAACACACAGGCAAAUCAGUUAUUAAUGUACUGAUGUUACAUAAAUGAGUUACCAAAGAACUCUCUUUCAUACUCUUUGAGAGAAAAUGUCAAAGAGGAUCAAUCUGCAGGCUGCCAUUUAUAGCCACCACAUAGGUAACAGCAGCACUAUGGGUCUACACAGAGCCCAACUGUGGUGUCUAAGCCUACUGAUGAGUAACUGACUUAAAAGAGAUGAAUAGCAUCUCAUUUUAAGCCCGUUUUUAUCUUUGACAUUUUAUGGAGGGAAAUACCUGAUCCAGUUGUGAUCUCAUCCUAUUAUCCUCCUAACAGCCUCUUUUCCACUCUUGGUGCACUUCCUUUUAUCUGGUGCUUCUGGGAAGUCUGAACACUGGACCUUGAGUCAAGCAAUAUAACCAAACACCAUUACUCUGCAGAACAGGAUUACAGUUUCACUGCAAGCCUGAAAGAGGAGAAGCUAUGUUAGGAAGGUGAUAAGACCUGAAAUAAUAUGAAUGACAGACAACCACUAAACUCUAUACGUCACUACUUGCGUUGUGACAGCAACUAAUGAGUUUAUACCACACAAACGUUUUACACUCCUUCAAUUCUUAUAGGAUUAUAUAAUAUUACUGAUAACAGUGGGUAAAGUAUUAACACUUUAUGAGAAACUUCUGUACUUUGCUCAUACCAGAGUCCCUUAAAAAUCAACAUUGAUUUUAGUGAGCUAUUCUAUCUCUUUCAUGAAAUUAUUUGGCACUUAUCAAUAAAAACCAUCUUUACGCGUCUCUCUUGAUCAGCACUGGUUUGCUAAGACUACAAAACAUGGAGAGUACUUGAAAGGGAAGCUGGCUUUGCAGAAUGUUUCACUGGUUUCUCAACCAUACAGCUUGCAAAAAAAAAAACUACCGGAGGAUGUCAACAUUCCAGCUGCUAAAAUACUGACCAGGUAGUGGAGGACAGCACAAGUGCUCCCACACACGGACAGGACUUCACCCACAGAACAGCUGUGUCAUAAAUUAGUUGUAUUUGUUCUUCUAGUGCAGUUCCAUUAUCAGUAAGGACACCCUCCAUCAGAAUCCAUGAUCAAUAACUUCAAGCCUCUCAACAACCCUAUGUAAAAAGUGCUUUUUACACAAAACUAAAGUACUCCUUAAAUAUUACGUAUUGCAUUCAAAGCAGUAUUUGUGAUCACCACUCUACAAAUGUACAUUUGUGCUCAAAUUAUAGUAAGACAGAAAAAGCUCAGAGAACAUCUUUCUAGACCCUUACCUUAGAUCAACGGCUGCAAAAGUCACACUGUAAGCCUACUACAUAUCUCCUACCACAAGAAUAUUCACACCUUUAAUUUUUUUCUGUCCACUUAGCUGUAAGAGACCAGUUAGCAAUAGAUAUAACCUCCAAGUGGACAAGCAUCCGUGCAUCAGGCAUAACACAGAGAUAACACAAACCUACACAGCAGCUUAGGAUGGGGCCUUCAAUAUAUGUGAAAGUGCUGACCAUGAGACCCAGGAGACAAGCACAACACAAAAUCCUCCAGCCAACACAGCUGAGACCCAAAAGUGCAAAAAGCACAUUCAUAAAUCUAUGAACGGAGAAGAAAUGGUACAUGAAAGAGCUCCUCCAUGUUUAGCUUUGUCCUUCCCUGUUCCACCAGCAUUAACAGAAGCCGUGUAUUUAAAACAAAACACAUUAAUGUGAUCGUUUCUCUCCAUCUCUAGUAAACUAAGUUUGGGAAAAGCUGGGAAAAAAAUAAAAGCAUCCUAGAAGGAUUCUUUUGCAGAGUCAUUUUCUGCAUCCUAGAACAACUGACAAGAACCAGAAAUCUGGUUAGAUGACUCUAUACCUAAAUGUAUGCUAACUCUCUAUGCCAUACUGGUAAGAGAAAAUAACCCUGCAAGCUUGUAUAUACCUGAUUUUAACAUGAAUAGCCUCAAUCAAAUCAGCAGAACUAAUUGUAUUAUAAAUUAUGUGGAUGCUUAUUUAUUUGUAAAACUCAGACUCACAGCUCAGCUGUCACCACAUUUUUUGAUGGCCUAGAGCUAUACAGUUGUUAACGUGUAAGAAAUCUCUUAAGCUAUUAUUGAGCUGUAAGUUUCUGCACUGAGAUUGUGAUGAGAGCAGUCAUCUGUAACAGGCAGCAAGUGGAACAGUAUGUCAUGCAGCAGCAUGCUACAAAUCUCCAUACUACACAAACUUCUGCUCAAACUACAGUUAAGCAAUACCUGAAAAUUUCCUUACAGCUAAGAUCAAGAUAAAGCAGCAAUCCAAGGCUAUUAUAAAUCUGCUCAAAUACUUAUUGGUUCACAUUUCUUUCCUCUUGUUGCCACAUCUGCUGUGAUGAAGGACUCCUGUGCUAUCCAAAAGGCUGGAUUCUGAACUGUGGCUUAUUCAAGAAGUUACUGGAGGAAAAAACCACGUUUGCAGGGAAGAAAUGAGGAAAUGGAUGCUUGCAGGACAUCAGAUUGAGUAAUCAUACUGACUGAAGUGUAACAAAGGCUUUACCCACCAUCUUUUCUGAAAAAAUGACAAGAAUUAAUGAAUAUAAUGGAUUUACAAUGUAGUCUGUUUAAAAACUCUCAUUCUUGUGAUCCAAUCCAACCGAGUUUAAAUUACCAAGAUGAUUUUUUAAUUCUCUAUAUAAGCAAAGUGAUAAAAAUCUUACAAAUAUGCCAAGUGUGAGGCACGGGCCACUGUUUGCUGGGAGAAACUGGCAGUUCACUGGCAAGCCUCAAGGUGAACAAGCAGCAGCCUUAAGCUCCCAGAGCACUCAAGUCACUGAAGUGGCUGAGCUUCCUCACUAGAGCACUCUGUUCCUAUUAAAAAAGAAGGGCUGCUGAGUGAUAGGAACCAGAUGACAUGGGGCAAUCUGCAUACCCAUUUCAACCAUUCAGGUGCAUUUCUUUGAAUCUGAGACAAGUGUAAUUGUUGUAAUUCUAUUGGAAGAAAUCCUGAUAGUCAGGUUCAGUUCAGUGCUCUGAGAAAGCUGCCCUGAGCUAAUGCUGCACUUUCAAUUAGCAAGUAAAAUAGGAUGGAAGCUGAUGGAGAAAAAGGGAAAAAACCACCCAACACAUCUCCACUUCAAGCUAAGAUCCUACAGCAACCUGCAUUCAUUUUCAUACAGGAACUGAAAUAUAGCAGGAAUAACUGUGAGACACAGCCCACAACAGCAAUCUGAACACAGAAUACAAAGUCCCAUGAAAUAAAACAAAUGAAAAGGAUUUGUAGCAUACACAUCUGGUGUGAUGGGAGCAUCUUAAAAAAAUCAGUUAAAAUCAGCAAGAUUUUCACUUCUGAAAGUGGGUUGAACUUAAUUUGUGGGGAAAGCUAUGCAAAAUGGUAUCACAAGCCUGGGAAAAUCUCUCUGACCUGAACAGAAAUGGAAGCAGUUGAUAUGCAAAGCUGUUCUAGAGGAAUAUUAUUCCAAGUAUUUUAUUGUUCUUUUGAGUAAAUUCCAAAGUUUCUGAAAUACUUUAGUUGCACUUCAAAGUUUUUGUGUACAGGCAUGAUUUUUUUAAAAACAGAUUUUAAUGACACAGCAAUACUGGCAAACUCUGAUAUGGGCACUGCUCUAUCAGGGUAGGUUAUUAUAGCUGUAUCUGAUUUGAAGUCCUAAUGUGAAAAUAGUUGAACAAAAAACCUUCCAAUAUGCAUAAGGCCCACAUCCUUAGUUGCAUUCAUGAAUACUUAAAGCAUAGCUCAUUAUCUAUGGCUCUCCCAAAACCACAGAAAACGUAGUGCACCAGAAGAACCAGAGCAGACGUGCAUUCAUCAUGUCUGCAGUGGGCUCCUAGCAUCUGUCAGUGAUUAGCAAGAGUUGUGCAUGAACACUAGCUGCAGUUCUCCUGGAAGCUGUCUCAUAAAACAAAAAUUAAAACAAUCGUGGAAUUCUCAUGCACAUAACGUGAUUAACUGCAGGUUUAAAUAAGACUCACAACAUAAGUCCACAUUUUUAAAUAUGCCUUAAGCAACUAUCAGUUCACACUGAAGUACACCUACUUUUUACACUGCCAAAGAACAGUACAAUCAGAAGACAGGUUAAAAGUUAGCCAGUGACAUUUUUGUAUAAAAAUAAUAAAACUUUUAGACAGAAGCCAAAAGAUAAAUAUCUAAGAUAUCUUCAGUCUUCAAUUAGCUCAUUAAAACAGAACGUAUUCUUUAAAACUUAUGUUACAAAUAUGCUACAUGGUGUAUCUUACAGAAAUGCUACAGAUGGGAACCUACUGCCUCCAUCAUUUGAGAAUCUUUCAAAUGAACAUUGCCAAACACUGAACCUUCACAAUUAAGUUUAUUUCACAACAGUAACUGAAGACAGAAAAAAACUCUAACAAAUUAGAAAGUGCUUAGCAACUUCCCUCCAAACAAAACCAACCCAGACAUCAAUUAAUUCUCCAAAGCCUUUAGUGCCAUUUGGAUUAGGGCUCUCACCACAAAUUAGCAUGUAACAGCAAUGGGUUGUCCUAACUUGGAGUUUCGGCUGUUGAUAAAAAUUAAUAACAUCUGCUAUCAGAAAGCUCAAGGGGUUGUAAUUAAAAGAAUCGAUUCUGACAUUGAUCUCUGAAACAUAAUGGUAGAAGCUCUCUUAAAAGAAUGAAAAAAUAUCUAAUUAAAGGAAAACAAAGCAGAACUUUUUCUGCAAUCCUAAUGGACUCUUUAAGGUCAUCAGUUCAAUACUACACAUAUUAGUCUAACUGUCAAAACCUUCCUUUCAGCCAGUGUAAGUGCAUUUACCCCUUUUGAUCUAGGUCAGCAGUUCUCAAAUUUUAGAUCAGUUUUUCUUUUCAGGAAUACUUAGGGAAAUAUUUAGGCAGACCCUACACACUCAUGUAUUAUGCAUCAAUUUGCAUAAAAUAUAAAAUACAUCAUUUGCAGACACAUAGACAUAUUCCAAUAUAUACACAGUAACUCUAUCAGCACACACGCCCUUCCUUCCCUCUAGGAGAGCUUAGGGAGCUAGGCCUGUACAUAAGGGGAGUGGAGCUGCAAGAGGAAAGGAACACAGGGUGCAAAGUUUCUCUAAGAGCUUCUUUACACAGGUAACAGGGAAGCAAAGAUUGAGAAGGUGCUGCUGCCUCAGAGCCCAUCUCUGAGGGUGUCAGUAAGUGGGGAAACAUUUGUUCCACAUAAAACACAAGAGAGAGAAGAGAGACACUGAUCCCACUGCCUGUGUCUGCAGCAUUCAAGCAAAAAACUCCUGCCAGAAGCACAAACAGGGCCCUAGAGAUUUCUCCCAGUGCUGCCUAGAAAGGGCACACUCCUCCUGCUCACUUACAGCUCUAGGCUUCUUCCACUGCCAUGGCAGCUGCUCCUACACAGAUUUCCUCAUCAUGUUCCUUCCUCAGGCUACAGCAAGCCCAGCUCACACUAGUCAGUGGACAAAGAGGUGCUUGGAAGCUUCCAGUGAGGCAAUGGGAAUGCACUACAAGGAAAGACAAGUUAGAAGA
Phasianus colchicus (ring-necked pheasant) is the source of this 9033-nucleotide messenger RNA. RefSeq names its product G protein-coupled receptor 160 (gene GPR160). Gene Ontology annotation, cellular component: plasma membrane; signaling receptor complex. The record is from RefSeq and is a predicted model, not a curated record. Lineage: Eukaryota; Metazoa; Chordata; Aves; Galliformes; Phasianidae.